Branchiostoma floridae (Florida lancelet) is the source of this 2803-nucleotide messenger RNA. RefSeq names its product zinc finger protein 271-like. Bases 271 to 1875 code for a protein of 534 amino acids. The record is from RefSeq and is a predicted model, not a curated record. The transcript has a single exon. Lineage: Eukaryota; Metazoa; Chordata; Leptocardii; Amphioxiformes; Branchiostomatidae.
AGAAGCAGCGAGAUUCCAGUGGACGAACUGUCAGCUGCACACCCUGGAACGGAGCACAGAAGCAGAGACAUAAUUGCUGUGGAUGAACAGUCACCUACAAAUCCUAAGGACGAGACAAAAAGCAGCGGGAAAUUAGACACGUGGAGACAGUGGGACAAGGAAGAGGGCAUCAUAUGUGAGGAAACAUUUCGGGUAAAAUCUGACCAUCUUCCCGUUCAGGAUCUAACAGAAAAUACAGAGAAGUGUCGUGUAAACAAAAGUUUCGCAUGUAUGGAGUGUGACUUUAAGGCAUCUUCAAAGCAGGACCUAUCAAGGCAUAUCAGAAAACAUACAGGUGAGAAACCAUAUAAGUGUGACCAUUGUGACUAUGCUGCUGCACAGAAAACCACUUUAGACCGUCACAUAGUAGCUAAACAUUCAGGAGAAAAAUCCUACAAGUGUGAAGAGUGUGGAUUCAGGACAGCUUACAGGUCUAGCCUUAUCCUACAUAUGAGAAAACAUACAGGUGAGAAACCCUACAAGUGUGACCAAUGCGAAUAUUCUGCUGCACAGAAGAAUAGUUUAGACCGACACAUGGUUAAACAUACUGGAGAAAAAGAAAAACCCUUCACGUGUGGAGAGUGUGGAUACAGCACGGGUGACAGGUUUCGUUUAAGCUUACAUAUGAGAAAACAUACAGGUGAGAAACCCUAUAAGUGUGACCAGUGUGACUAUUCUGCUGCACAGAAGAAUAGUUUAGACCGACACAUGGCUAAACAUACAGGUGAGAAACCCUAUAAGUGUGACCAGUGUGACUAUUCUGCUGCACAGAAGAAUAGUUUAGACCGACACAUGGCUAAACAUACAGGUGAGAAACCCUAUAAGUGUGACCAAUGCAAAUAUUCUGCUGCACAGAAGAAGACUUUAGACCGACACAUGGCCAAACACACUGGCGAAAAACCAUUCAUGUGUGGAGAUUGUGGAUACAGGACGGUUUCCAGGGAUCGUUUAAGCUUACAUAUGAGACAACAUACAGGUGAAAAACCCUAUAAGUGUGACCAAUGCGAAUAUUCUGCUGCACAUAAGAAGAAUAUAGACAGACACAUGGCUAAACACACUGGAGAAAAACCCUACAGAUGUGAGGAGUGCGGAUACAGGACGGUUGAAAAGUCUGACCUAUCCAAACAUAUAAGAACACAUACAGGUGAGAAACCCUACAAAUGUGACCAAUGCGACUAUUCUACUUCAUGGAAAACUAACUUAAGGCGACACAUGCUCAAACACACUGGUGACAGACCCUACAUGUGUGGCGAGUGCGGCUACAGGGCAGCUCAAAAAGUUUCACUUUCUAGGCAUAUGAAGACACACACGGGGGAGAAACCCUACAAAUGUGACCACUGCGAAUAUUCUGCUGCACGGAAGAAUACUUUGAUCAACCACCUGGCACAGCACACUGGAGACAAGCCCUACAUGUGUGGCCAAUGUGACUAUUCGACCACUCACCUUUGCCACCUACGUACUCAUGUGAGGAUACAUACAGGUGAGAAACCUUGCAAAUGUGACCAGUGCGACUACUCGUCUACGUCAGCGGGCAAUUUAAAGCGGCACCAGCUCACACAUACCGGUGAGAAACCCUUCGUGUGUGAGACAUGUGACUAUAUUACGUCUGACAAAUUUGCACUUUCCCUACAUAUGAAGAGACACACUGGUGAUGAACCCUACAGUUGCGGCGACUGCGGGUACAAAACGACCAACAAGGCUUCUUUGACUACACAUAUUAUGAUACAUACUGGAGAGAGGCCGUACAGGUGCGAACAAUGUUGCUUUUCCUCCACAACGAAAGGAAGUCUACACAAACACAUUGCGGUUUCGGGACACUCAUCAGACAGCAUAUAAAACACUUGAAACCCUAGCAUGAAAACCCUACAUGUUUUGGCUUAUGAGAACAAUUCAUAAGACUUGUCCCGACAUAAUAUGAGACACAUUCAGGCAACAGACCACUUGAAUACCACCAGUGGAACUUGUAUGACUCGACGCAAGGCAACAAACUUACAGGAACACAUUAUCAAGCACAUGUACACCCCUAUGGAACUGUACAUACACGCGUAUACUGCUGAGUAGAUUUGUAUCCAGACAGUCCAUAGCACUUGUGGGGAACACGCUUCUACAGGGACAGAUAGACAAGAUAGUUUUAAAAAAUCACGGUGUUUAUAAGGACUCUGUCGUGUUUGUGUCGUUUACCAUAUGCAAAUAUUUGAUGACAUGGUUCUUUUUAUGGAAACGUUGCGAUUUCUGACUGAUUUCUACCUCAAGGAAAGCAAAUUCUAAAUUAAGAAAAAAACUCUGUUUAGCAUUGUGCGACAGAAAAGACUUGUCACCCGUUGCUUUUUUUUACGUGGCUUAUUUUAUAUGACCCUCUCUAUUUGCUGUAUAUUCUAUCACACUGAAGUCAAACUCAAUCUCAGAAGACGUACCUUCAUUGGUUAUUCUGAUGUCAUUGGUGAUGACGACCCGUACACGCUUCACGUAUAUUGUUGCAGAGCCAUUUCAAGAUCUAGAUCACUUGUAUUGUUUGGAGAUUAUUUCCAUUUUUGUGUUAUUUGCGAUGUCAAUAUGUAGCAUUGCAGUUUUUGCACCGUGUCUACUCUUGUUUUGAGCAAAGAACUUAUUUUGCACAGCUGUCUUUCUUUUUUCUUACUUCCACAGUUGUACUUGACUUGCCCUUAUUUGAUACUUAGACGAAAAAUACCCCACUCGCAUUAGUUUAGCAUGUUUGUAUACAUUGUGACGCUUGGUUGUUGAAAUAAAGCUACUUAAAAACGAA